Molecule: messenger RNA, 1662 nt
Organism: Budorcas taxicolor (takin)
Lineage: Eukaryota; Metazoa; Chordata; Mammalia; Artiodactyla; Bovidae
Gene: FMO4
Product: flavin containing dimethylaniline monoxygenase 4
Exons: 9
Coding region: 1-1662 (553 amino acids)
Molecular function (GO): flavin adenine dinucleotide binding; NADP binding; N,N-dimethylaniline monooxygenase activity
Source: RefSeq, a predicted model, not a curated record
AUGGCCAAGCGAGUUGCGGUGAUCGGAGCUGGAGUGAGUGGCCUGUCCUCCAUCAAAUGCUGCUUAGAUGAACACCUGGAGCCCAUCUGCUUUGAAAGAAGUAAUGACAUCGGCGGACUAUGGAAGUUUACUGAAACUUCUAAAGAUGGGAUGACUAGGGUCUACAAGUCACUAGUGACGAAUGUCUGCAAAGAAAUGUCAUGUUACAGCGACUUCCCUUUCCAGGAAGAUUAUCCUAAUUUCAUGAACCAAGAAAAAUUUUGGAACUACCUCAAAGAGUUUGCUGAGCACUUUGACCUUCUGAAAUACAUUCAAUUUAAGACCACCGUGUGCAGCAUAACAAAGCGUCCUGACUUCUCCGAAACUGGUCAGUGGGAUGUUGUCACAGAGACAGAGGGGAGGCAGGACAGAGCUGUCUUUGAUGCUGUCAUGGUUUGCACUGGACAUUUCCUGAAUCCCCAUUUACCUCUGGAGUCAUUUCCUGGAAUCCAUAGGUUUAAAGGCCAGAUCCUACACAGCCAAGAGUACAAGAUGCCAGCAGGCUUUCAGGGCAAACGCGUCUUAGUGAUCGGUCUUGGAAACACUGGAGGAGACGUUGCAGUGGAGCUCAGUCGAACCGCAUCUCAGGUCUUUCUCAGUACUAGAACUGGUACCUGGGUUAUCAACCGCUCUUCAGAUGGGGGCUACCCAUUUAAUAUGAUGGUUACAAGAAGACACCAUAAUUUUAUUGCACAAGUUCUGCCCUCCUGUAUUCUGAAGUGGAUUCAAGAGAGGCACCUCAAUAAAAGAUUUGACCAUGCGAAUUAUGGACUAAAUAUUACUAAGGGUAUUCUCAGGAAAAAACCAAAAAAGAUUGUGAAUGAUGAGCUGCCAACCUGUAUCCUCUGUGGGACAGUCACUAUUAAAACCAGCGUGAAGGAGUUUACAGAAACCUCUGCUGUCUUUGAAGAUGGGACAGUGGAAGAAAACAUUGAUGUUGUGAUCUUCACUACAGGAUACACGUAUUCUUUCCCCUUUUUUGAAGAACCUCUCAAAACCCUUUGUACAAAGAAGAUCUUCCUAUAUAAGCUGGUCUUCCCCUCAAACCUAGAGAAGACAACAUUAGCUAUGAUUGGCUUCAUCAGCCUUACAGGAUCCAUCUUAGCAGGCACAGAGCUCCAAGCACGAUGGGCCACAAGAGUAUUCAAAGGACUCUGUAAGAUACCACCAUCUCAAAAACUGAUGGCUGAGGCUAUGAAGAAGGAGCAGCUCCUAGAAAGGGGUUUGAUGAAAGAUCCCGGUGUAGACAAAGCUGACUACAUUUCCUACCUGGAUGACCUCGCUUCCUUCAUAGGCGUAAAGCCCAACAUCCCACUUCUGUUCAUCAAGGAUCCCAAACUAGCAUGGGAAGUUUUCUUUGGACCAUGUACUCCUUACCAGUAUCGCCUAAUGGGCCCCGGGAAAUGGGAUGGAGCCCGAAAUGCCAUCUUGACCCAGUGGGACAGGACACUGAAACCCUUAAAAACUCGAACCAUUCCUGGUUCCUUCAAACCUGCCUCCACGUCACAUUAUUUGAAAGCCUGGGUGGCACCUAUACUGCUUGCUUCCCUUCUACUGAUCUACAAAUCUUCAAUUUUUUUGAAACUGGUGCCAGAAAAACUACAGGACAGGUUAUCCCCUUAA